AUGGCUGAUAAUAGUGCAUUAACAUCCACUACUGGCAGUACAAGCUUGGCAGACUCUUCCAUUUUUGAUUCUAAAGUUGCUGAAACUUCUAAGGACAACUUAUUUAUUGGAUCUACUUCAUGUGUUGAAGAAGAAAUGCCUCAGAUUGAAACAAGAGUCAUACUGGUUCAAGAAGCUGGAAAACAAGAAGAACUUAUAAAAGCCUUAAAGACUAUUAAAAUAAUGGAAGUCCCUGUUAUAAAGAUAAAAGAAAGUUGUCCUGGAAAAUCGGAUGAAAAAUUAAUAAAAAGUAUUGUUAAUAUGGAAAUUAAAGUGCCAUUUGUAAAGAUGGAAUCAGUUGAAGAAUUUAAAAGUUUGGAUUCUCCAGAAUUUGAAAAUGUAUUCAUAGUCAUGGACUUCCAGGAUUCUGUCUUUAAUGAGUUAUACAAGGCUGAUUGUAGAGUUAUUGGACCACCAGUUGUAUUAAACUGUGCAGAAAAUGGAGAGCCUUUGCCAUUUUCAUGUCGCCCACUCUAUUGUACCAGCAUGAUGAAUCUAGUACUAUGUUUUACUGGAUUCAGGAAGAAGGAAGAACUAGUCAGAUUGGUGACUUUGGUUCAUCACAUGGGUGGAGUUAUUCGAAAAGACUUUAAUUCAAAAGUUACACAUUUGGUGGCAAAUUAUACACAAGGAGAAAAAUUCAGGGUAGCUGUGAGCCUAGGUACUCCAAUUAUGAAACCAGAAUGGAUUUAUAAAGCUUGGGAAAGGCGGAAUGAACAGGACUUCUGUGCAUCAGUUGAUGACUUUAGAAAUGAAUUUAAAGUUCCUCCAUUUCAAGACUGCAUUUUAAGUUUCCUGGGUUUUUCGGAUGAAGAGAAAACCAAUAUGGAAGAAAUGACUAAAAUGCAAGGAGGAAACUAUUUACCAGUUGGAGAUGAAAGAUGCACUCACCUUAUAGUUGAAGAGAAUAUAGUAAAAGAACUUCCAUUUGAACCUUCAAAGAAACUUUAUGUUGUGAAACAAGAGUGGUUCUGGGGAAGCAUUCAAAUGGAUGCCCGAGCUGGAGAAACUAUGUAUUUAUAUGAAAAGGCUAAUACACCUGAGCUCAAGAAAUCAGUGUCACUGCUCUCUCUAAACACCCCAAACAGCAAUCGCAAAAGACGUCGUUUAAAAGAGACACUUGCUCAGCUUUCAAGAGAGGCAGACUUGUCACCUUUCCCUCCCCGUAAGCGCCCAUCAGCUGAACAUUCCCUUUCUAUAGGGUCACUCCUAGAUAUCUCCAACACGCCAGAAUCUAGCAUUAACUAUGGAGAAACACCAAAGUCUUGUACUAAGUCUUCUAAGAAUUCCACUCCAGUUCCUUCAAAGCAGUCAGCCAGGUGGCAAGUUGCAAAAGAGCUCUAUCAGACUGAAAGUAAUUAUGUAAACAUAUUGGCCACAAUUAUUCAGUUGUUUCAAGUGCCAUUGGAAGAGGAAGGACAACGAGGUGGGCCUAUCCUUGCACCAGAAGAAAUUAAGACUAUUUUUGGUAGUAUUCCAGAUAUCUUUGAUGUGCACACUAAGAUAAAGGAUGAUCUUGAAGACCUUAUUGUUAAUUGGGAUGAGAGCAAAAGCAUUGGUGAUAUCUUUCUUAAAUAUUCCAAAGAUUUGGUGAAAAUCUAUCCUCCCUUUGUGAACUUCUUUGAAAUGAGCAAGGAAACUAUUAUUAAAUGUGAAAAACAGAAACCAAGAUUUCAUGCUUUUCUGAAGAUAAACCAAGCUAAACCAGAAUGUGGACGGCAAAGCCUUGUUGAACUUCUCAUCCGACCAGUACAGAGGUUACCCAGCGUUGCAUUACUUUUAAAUGAUCUUAAGAAGCACACAUCUGAAGAAAAUCCUGACAAAAGCACUCUAGAAAAAGCUAUUGGAUCACUAAAGGAAGUAAUGACCCAUAUUAAUGAGGACAAGAGAAAAACAGAAGCCCAAAAGCAAAUUUUUGAUGUUGUUUAUGAGGUAGAUGGAUGUCCAGCUAAUCUUUUAUCUUCUCACCGAAGUUUAGUUCAGCGAGUUGAAACAAUUUCUCUAGGUGAGCACCCCUGUGACAGAGGAGAACAAGUAACUCUCUUCCUCUUCAAUGACUGCCUGGAGAUAGCAAGAAAACGACACAAGGUUAUUGGUACUUUUAGGAGUCCUCAUGGCCAGACCCGACCCCCAGCUUCUCUUAAGCAUAUUCAUCUAAUGCCUCUUUCUCAGAUUAAGAAGGUGCUAGAUAUACGAGAGACAGAAGAUUGCCAUAAUGCUUUUGCAUUGCUUGUGAGGCCACCAACAGAGCAAGCAAAUGUGCUGCUCAGUUUCCAGAUGACAUCAGAGGAACUUCCAAAAGAAAACUGGCUAAAGAUGCUAUGUCGACAUGUAGCCAACACCAUUUGUAAAGCAGAUGCUGAGAAUCUUAUUUACACUGCUGAUCCAGAAUCCUUUGAAGUAAAUACAAAAGAUAUGGACAGUACAUUGAGUAGAGCAUCUAGAGCAAUAAAAAAGACUUCAAAAAAGGUUACAAGAGCAUUCUCUUUCUCCAAAACUCCCAAAAGAGCUCUCCGCAGGGCUCUUAUGGCGUCCCAAGGUUCAGCAGAGGGAAAAAGUCCUUCUAGCAAUGAGAAGCACGUCAUGAGUCGUCUGGCUAGCACAUCGUCAUUAGCAGGCAUCCCAUCUCCCUCCCUUGUCAGUCUUCCUGCCUUCUUUGAAAGGAGAAGCCAUACUUUAAGUAGAUCUACAACUCAUUUGAUAUGA
This is a messenger RNA of Rangifer tarandus platyrhynchus (Svalbard reindeer), 2745 nucleotides long. Lineage: Eukaryota; Metazoa; Chordata; Mammalia; Artiodactyla; Cervidae. The record is from the annotation of a GenBank genome assembly.